This is a messenger RNA of Anneissia japonica, 2881 nucleotides long. Its product is annotated as transmembrane protein 98-like. NCBI's taxonomy places the organism in Eukaryota, Metazoa, Echinodermata, Crinoidea, Comatulida, Comatulidae. Gene Ontology annotation, cellular component: endoplasmic reticulum. The record is from RefSeq and is a predicted model, not a curated record. The transcript has 5 exons. Bases 270 to 848 code for a protein of 192 amino acids.
CAUUCAGUGACCCAUUGUAUGUAUACAAAGUACAAUGGCGCUACCGGAUGUCAAGGAAAUUAUGGUUUAAUUCAUUGGUCCUACGACGUACGUACUAUAUUGAUAUACAUGAUGCUGUUACAUAAUGUGUAAUUGCUAUUACUGCAGCGUAUUAUGAUCAAUAAGGCAUUUACUAAUGUAGUUACUUAAUUGUUUCUAUUGUUCUUCCACCUGGAAAAGAUUAUUUUGUUGAGAAACAAACAUAGGCCUACAACUGAGGGGAACCAGUCAUGGACCCUGUAGUGGCUGUUGCAAUUGGUGUGCUUGCCUUCGUCUUUAUUAUGUCAUUUGUUGGACUGAUACUUAUAUGUAAGCACAGAUACUGCCGUAUGUUAGAUCUAACCUUAAAAGAAACAGUAUCAACACAAAGACAAAAUGUUACAUUAGUCCACCAUGCCGAGCUUCCAGCAGACUAUGAGGUAGAGUUGAAUGAUGUGUGCUUUAGUAACCCAAACCUACCAGAACUCCUGGAUGAGGAAUGGGUCGAUGAUGCCUCGGUGGACGAUGUGGUUCGUUCAAUGUACCCACCAAUAGAUCCUAAACUGAUAGAAGCAAGAUCAGCAGCAUUAAUGUUGUCCGUCAACCAUCUAGUUCUCGUUACAAAAAAUGCUUGUCAUGUGACAGAAAACCUGGAAUGGAUCGAAGCUGCACUGCUUCAAAUGGAAGAACAUCAGCAAAUAUUGAGGGCGGCAUCAUUAGCGUCUGAGGAAGAUUCACGUAAUGGGUCAGUCUCCUCGGCAACAGAGAGCACCACCCAGCAACCGCUAGUGGAAGAAAGAUUCACCGAACUGUCGUCAUCUCCUGUGUAAUAGUUUGAAAAGAAUUAUCAAUCAAGAGGUAGAAUGGACAUUGAUGCCAUCACCAACAGAUAUAUUUAUAGCUACCAAUUAUCUCUUGAUACUGAGUGUUCAUACAAAUCAGCCAGUCAAAAGAGAGAGCCUUUAAGUUUUAGCAGUAAGGACUGCACCCACAUAAACAAGACUUUAUUCAUGAUGAAAACAAAUUUGUUAUUCACAAGUAUGAACCUUGCCAAUUAAAGGAUUUUCAAUAUUGCAAAAUGUUGGAUAUUUACAGGCCUCUAAAGAGUGUGAAACAAACUUUUAUGAAAUGAUGCGAGCCAUUGUGAAUUAAUUUGAACUUGUUCAGUUUUAUAAAUGACUAUGUCAUGUAUAUACUGUAUUAGUGAGUUUUUAACAAUCAGCAUUUAAGUAUUAUGAGGGGCAAAUAUUCAUGACAAUAACGUUUUGUGUUGUUUGUGUCCACACCUUGGUUUACAAACCAAAAUCCAUAUAUUGUGUUUGAAGCAAAAGAAUCUUGUACAGGAUCUAUACAUGAGAGUCAAAGAGUUGUACUUAUUCAAAUUAUGAAUUAAAAUACUGAAUAGAUGUUGAUUUUGCAAACAGCAUGCAGCAACAUUUAUAUCUUGUAAUAUUUACAGUAGUGCCAUGUACAGAACAAAAACAUUAACAAUGCCCAGAAAUAGCUUAUAAAUAACCUUUACAAGUAUGAAAUAUUUGACAUUCCUGGGUUUUUUUGUACAUUUUCAUUAAAUAGGGAUUAAGAUAUUACAGUUUAUGUACAGAUUUACUAUCAAAAUGUGUUUGUAAAAUAGCAAGUUUAUUUUUAUAUAUUAGUUAAAAAAAAUAAUAGCUGAUUAGAAGUGAAUACUAGAAAGUUCAAAGAAUAUAGUCAUGGGUUUGUUGUUUGGAAGACAAUAGACACAGGUGAUUGAUAAUUCAUCUGUCAGUUUAUUGAAUUAUACAACAUUAUAUAAUUUAAGAGUAUACCCUUAUAUAUUAAAAUAAAUUGACCAGGCGUUUAUUGUUGAGAAGGGUUCAAAGGGACGUUUACUGUAUUCGAGGGAGGCGUAAAAUGGAUAUGCACAGUAUAUACUCAAAUAAACGCACUGUACUCACAGCACACGUAAUUAAAAUGUGUUAUUGCGUGAUUCUGAAGAAUUAAAAAAAAUUUAGUCCUAAUUCUACUGGAGUAGAGCAUUAAUAGAAUAUGUUGAGAAUAAUGUUGCUUCCAACAGUUUUGUUUACAGUCAUUUUCGUUAAUUUGAACAUAAAUGCAACGGUGUGUUAUUGAGGGAGGCAUUUAGUACAACUGGGUCUCUGAAGGGGGUGUUUAUUUUAGUGGGGGAUGGGCGUUUAUUUAUAGCAGGGCCUUUUAUUCAAAUAAAUACGGUGUCUGUGUUGAGAUAAUUACCAUCACUGUAAUUAUAUAAGUUGCUUACUUUGUAUAUAUAAGUUAUACUGUAAGCUUUCAAAUAAUAAUGGAACUGGAAAGAUACUUCCCUCUUCAAUUGACUCAUUGACAAUAUGUUCCUGAAGUCUUUGCAUAGAUUCUUGAAGUAGGCUGGCAGAAAAUUAUAUGAUUUUUAAAAUUCUGUAGGUCAUGAAGUUUUAUUUAUAAUAUUUAGUGUUUUCCAAAUUAAAACACAGACUGACUUAAAAGCAACACAUCAUUUCUGUAUCUGGUUCCUAAAUUUCCAAGUGAUAGCUAAUGUAAAUGUAUAGCAUUGCUUAAUAUUUAACUUUUUUCCAUUACAAGAUUUAUAUAUGAUUUAUACACAAUACUGCUGAGUGCUUGAUGUUUAAUUUUAAUGGGAUCAGUGGUAUUGUAACAUCUCUAAUUGAAUAUAUAAUUUAAAUAGAAAUUAGAUAAGAUAAGAUAAAAUAAGAUUGGGAUUUCAAAUACUUAAGUGAACACUACAACUUCACAGAGGCUGAUAAUGUUAACCAAAACUACAAUAUAGCCAAUUUGUUUAUUUUUUUAUGUGUAUAUGUGCAUUUGUAUUUUGUUUUGAUUUAUAUCUGAAUAUAUGCUUUAAAGAAAA